AUGAACACAGAUUUUGAACGUGAUGUGUGUCGUCGCGCUUGUCGCGCCACAUCCUCGACUGAAAGGCGUCCGAGACGGCCGGCGGAGUGCAGCCGCCCCCGUGCAAGGAACGCGGUGCUGUUCUUGUGGACCGAGCGUCCUAUCAAUGGACGCCAGCCACCCGGUCGAGGUCGGCGUUCAUUCACGACGACCGCGUUAAUGGCACUCGAACCGGGCGCCCUCGCUUAG
Danaus chrysippus (African queen) is the source of this 228-nucleotide messenger RNA. Lineage: Eukaryota; Metazoa; Arthropoda; Insecta; Lepidoptera; Nymphalidae. The record is from the annotation of a GenBank genome assembly.